AACAGCCAAAACAACUGUCUGUCUGUACCUCUAAUUCUAAUCUUCUCUCUCCUCUCUUAGCAAAGUACAAAUCAUUCCUUUUUUCCUUCUUCUUAUAGCUUCGAUUUCAAACCCUAAUUUCUAGAAUUGGGACCUAAAAAGAUGGGGUUAUGGGAAGCUUUUCUCAAUUGGCUACGAAGUCUCUUUUUCAAGCAAGAAAUGGAGCUGUCUCUUAUAGGACUUCAGAAUGCCGGGAAAACUUCUCUUGUAAAUGUUAUCGCUACUGGUGGAUAUAGCGAAGACAUGAUCCCAACAGUUGGAUUUAACAUGAGGAAGGUUACAAAAGGCAAUGUCACAAUAAAGUUGUGGGAUCUUGGAGGUCAACCAAGGUUCCGCAGUAUGUGGGAGAGAUAUUGUCGUGCAGUUUCAGCCAUUGUAUAUGUUGUGGAUGCUGCUGAUUUUGAUAAUUUAUCUGUCUCGAGAAGUGAACUCCACGAUCUUUUAAGUAAACCCUCUCUGAGUGGUAUCCCUUUGCUGGUACUGGGAAAUAAGAUUGACAAACCAGGAGCCUUGUCCAAGGAAGAUUUCAUGGAACAAAUGGGGCUUAAGUCCAUCACCGACAGAGAAGUAUGCUGCUACAUGAUAUCAUGCAAGAACUCAACCAACAUCGACACAGUUAUUGACUGGCUUGUAAAACAUUCAAAAUCGAAGAAUUGAGCAUCAGUUCCUGUACCUUUCACUGUCGCAGUUAUGCUUUUGAGUUGUUCAUUUUCAUUUUUUUUUUAAAUUGUCCGCCAUGUCUAACUGGGUUAUCGAUGCCUGAUCAUUGUCUUUAUUUAUUUUCUCCUUGUGGCCUAGUCAUUGCAUGUAUCAUUUGAGUUCACAUCCAAGUUUUAUUGACUCGCCAGUAUGCUGUUUGGUUGCUUACUGGUUUGAUUUUUAUAUGUGAAUAUUAAUCAAUAUUUGGUGUGAUUUCCGAAUGCAAACUUGCUACUCAGUGGUUUUGAAUGGAAUAAUGGAUUUUGCUUA
Molecule: messenger RNA, 1008 nt
Organism: Populus euphratica (Euphrates poplar)
Lineage: Eukaryota; Viridiplantae; Streptophyta; Magnoliopsida; Malpighiales; Salicaceae
Product: ADP-ribosylation factor-like protein 8A
Exons: 6
Coding region: 142-696 (184 amino acids)
Biological process (GO): protein transport
Molecular function (GO): GTP binding; GTPase activity
Source: RefSeq, a predicted model, not a curated record